AUGCUGACUGCACAAGAGCAGUCAAGUCAACCUAGAACAGAAGAUAAUGGUACUCAACAGGCUCCUCGCAAAAUACGAUUCGACGUUGAUACAGAAGAUGGAGAUACUACUAUGCGGGCAGCUGGACCAGAAAUAUCAUCAAUUCCUCGUACCGAUGCACCUGGAUUGACUUCAGUUGGAGCUGCUCCUCCAAUGUCAUCACAACAACGGCAAUCACAAAUCAAUCGCAGGAGAGCAAUGGCUGCCAUUGCAAUGGAAAUGGCCGCGAAUGAAGUACCUAAAGCUCGUGACACUAUGGCUGAAGAAGUUCGUAAAAAGUUUGAAGACUUUUUGGAUGAAUAUGAAGAUGAACAAGGAACGCAUCACUAUGUUGAGCAGAUCAAGGGUCUACGAGCUUCAGAGUCAACAACCAUCUAUGUUGACUAUGAAAAAUUGGUACAGUGUGAUGAUACAGUUGCUAAAGCUAUUAUGCAGCAAUACUAUCGUCUUGAUCCAUAUUUGCGCAAAGCAGUACAGAAUCUCGUACGAUCUCAUGAUCCAGAAUAUCUGCGUGUUGGUGCAGGUCCAUCUGCUGCAACUGAGAGUGGUACUUUGAGAGAGUUUUGGGUUAGCUUUUAUGGUAUUCCUGCUACUCGAAGACUAAGAGAGUUACGAACUGACUUGUUGGGAACUCUCCUAUCGGUAUCUGGCACCGUGACUCGUACUUCUGAAGUUCGACCAGAACUUCUGUGGGGUACCUUCCGAUGUCCAGAUUGUGGAACUAUUAUGAAUGACAUCGAACAAGAAUUCAAGUUUACGGAACCUACCAUCUGUUCCAAUGCUACUUGUGGUAAUAGACUGGGCUUUGAAGUAGUAUUGGCCCAAUCCAAGUUUGCUGACUGGCAGAAAGUUCGGGUGCAAGAGAAUGCCAAUGAGGUACCAAGUGGUGCUAUGCCACGUAGUAUGGAUAUCAUCUUGCGUAAUCAAGUGGUUGAGACUGCUAAGGCUGGUGACAAGAUCAUUAUUACUGGAACUCCUAUUGUUGUGCCUGACAUUACUCAGCUUGCUGGUGGUCGUGUUGAAGGACAACGUGGUCGUAACGAAGAUGGUCGUGGUUCAGCAAACACUAAUGGUGAUGGUGUUUCUGGUCUCAAAGCUCUCGGUGUUCGUGACUUGACGUACAAGAUCACCUUCUUGGGUUGUUUUGUUCGACCAGCCGAAGCUCGUGGUCCUGCUGGCUUGAGCAAUUCUGAAGAAGCAGAGCUGACUGCUGAAGCUGUAUUGCAAACUUACUCUGACGAAGAACUCGCAGAGUUGAAUGAAAUGAAACAAGACAGAAUGUUGUAUGCUAAACUUAUUGGAAGUGUUGCACCUCACAUUUUCGGUCAUGAGGAAAUUAAGAAAGGAGUCUUGCUUCAGUUGUUGGGUGGUGUUCAUAAAGUAACUCCUGAAGGCAUCCAUUUACGUGGGGACAUCAAUGUUUGUAUUGUUGGUGAUCCGUCUACUGCAAAAUCUCAAUUCCUGAAAUAUGUGUCAAGAUUUAUUCCUCGAGCUAUAUACACAUCUGGCAAGGCUUCCUCCGCAGCAGGUCUGACGGCAAGUGUCACGAAAGAUGAAGAGACAGGGGAAUUCACUAUCGAAGCUGGUGCUCUAAUGUUGGCCGACAAUGGUAUUUGUUGUAUUGAUGAAUUCGACAAGAUGGAUACAACGGAUCAAGUUGCCAUUCACGAGGCCAUGGAACAGCAAACCAUCAGUAUUGCUAAAGCGGGUAUUCAGGCCACUCUGAAUGCUCGUACAUCCAUUCUGGCUGCGGCGAAUCCAGUUCAUGGUCGUUAUGACAAGAAGCUCUCUCUCAAGCAAAACAUUCAAAUGUCGAGUCCUAUCAUGUCUCGUUUCGACUUGUUCUUUGUGAUCUUGGAUGACUGUGAUGAGACAACUGAUUACAACAUUGCUCGUCAUAUUGUCAACUUCCAUCGACAUCGUGAUGAGGGUAUUCAAUCAGAAUACAGUCAAGAUCAGCUCGCUCGUUACUUGAGAUACGCCAAGAGCUUGAAGCCUAAGAUGACUGUGGCGGCUCGUGAAUACUUGGUAAAGCAAUAUCGACAGCUACGACAAGAAGAUUCUACGGGUGUGAAUCGAUCAUCAUAUCGUAUUACAGUCCGUCAGUUGGAGAGUAUGAUCCGAUUGUCUGAAGCAUUAGCCAAGAUGCACUGUGACCAAGAAGUCAACAUACACUAUGUCAAAGAAGCAGCACAAUUGCUUCGAACUUCAAUCGUUCACAUUGAUCACGACGAUGUAGAGAUGAAUGAGGAUGAUGACGCAGAAUUGGUUCGCAUUGCUGAAGAAGCCGAACGACUCCAUCAAGCAGCACAAGCUACUGCUAUGGAAAUGGAUUAUAACACUGAAGGUGAAGCAGGUGGUGCACCAGCAGCUCCAGAUGCUGCUCCAAUGGAUGUAGAUGGACAAGGACCAGAUGAGCCUCGUGCUAGUGCCAAACUCCGUCUUCCAUAUGACGAGUAUCAACGUAUAUCUAAUGCAGUGGUAGCAGAAAUCACUCGUCAUGAAGGUAGAUCUCAAGACGGGUCAGCAGGCAUGCGAAAGUCUGAGCUGAUUGAUUGGUAUAUGGAAAGUAAAGAAGAUGAUAUCGAGACUGAAGAGCAGCUACAUGCUGAACGUAAAAAGGUUAAGGCCGUGUUAUCACGUCUCAUAAACCGUGACAAUGUAUUGAUUGAGUUGAGGGAGACUGGAUUAAUGGCAGAUGGUGCUGAAGGUGAACAGGCUGACCCACGGGCUCCUUCUAAUGAUCCUAUCGUUGUUAUUCAUCCCAAUUAUGUUCCUCAAGAAGAGUUUUGA
Molecule: messenger RNA, 2832 nt
Organism: Synchytrium microbalum
Lineage: Eukaryota; Fungi; Chytridiomycota; Chytridiomycetes; Synchytriales; Synchytriaceae
Exons: 14
Coding region: 1-2832 (943 amino acids)
Biological process (GO): DNA replication initiation; double-strand break repair via break-induced replication; mitotic DNA replication
Cellular component (GO): nucleus; MCM complex
Molecular function (GO): single-stranded DNA binding; ATP binding; single-stranded 3'-5' DNA helicase activity
Source: RefSeq, a predicted model, not a curated record